GUGCGCGAGCGGGGCAUCCUCGUCUACCUCUCCGGCACAGGUGCGGAUGAGAUCAUCUCAGACUACGGCCACGGAGGGAAGAAGAUCUUUCCCCACUCCAACUUCGGAGGUCUCUUCCCUGAAGACUUGGGUACGCUCUUCCCGUGGGAGGCCUUCUUCCUUGGAACGCAGCGGGACUACCUCAUGAAGGAGGAGCUGGUGGCUGGAGUGCAUGGCGUGGAAGCCAGGUAUCCCUUCCUGGAUCGCAUGGUGGUUCAGGAGAAGACUAGACGGGACAUCUUUGGUCAAGGCGGACCCAAGGGUGGCAUUCCCUUGCUCUUCGAAAAUCUCUCGGCCACCCGCCUACCUCUGCCGCUCCGAUAUAAGCAUUUGGGUGUGCAACAGAUGCCCCUGGGAGGGAUGCUCGAGGAGCUCCGUUUCCGCACCUCCCAAGCACGCAGUGCUUUUGCUGAGGCGAGACGCAAGGUCUUCCGCUCCAGAGCCAUCCCUUUGCGACGAAAAGCCAUGAUCUUGGCAUCUACUGUGCUUUCUAAGCUUCUGCUCGGGGCUGGGUCAUGGCCGCCUUUGAAUAAGCGUGAGGAGAGACUCUUCGAUGGCACCCUUUGGAGCUUGUACCGGAGCGUUCUGGGCAUUAAAUUUGCCGAGGACCAGCACAUCACCGCAUCCACGUGCUUUGCCCUGCUUCAGAUGCCAGACCCUGGGGUGACGCUCCGCUGCUCACGACUGUCGUACUUGGCCCAAAUGUUGCGUGCUGCCCCUGACCCCCUCUGGGCUAUUGUCAGAGCCGAUCAGCCCUACAUGGAGCUUUUGUGGCAGGACCUCAGCUGGCUUUACGCUUGGUGCCACUGUACCAUGGAUUGGCCCCACCCUCGUGCCGAUUGGGGCUCAUGGGCGACGGGCAUUGUGCGUUUCCCAGGUUGCGCCAAGCUUUUUGCCUCGCGCCACCGGCUCCGUCGUCACUUGGUGACGAGCCAGCAGUGUGUUGCCAACUGGGGUGCCUUCGACCCCGCAAGCAGUGAGCUUCAAUUGCAAGGACACCCUUUAGCUCCCCCAACGGUUACCCGCGGUGCUUGGCGCCAGGUUAGCCACGGCAUGGAGGAAACUGACUUCUCCCCCACCCUUCUUGCUUCCCUUGAGGAGCUCGAUGGCUGUACUGAAGAAGAGGUGUGGGAAGUUGUCGAGGGCGUCAUUGAGCCCUUGGCGGUUCUACGCGCCACUGUCCUCUGCUGGAGGAAUGCGCACCCUGCCUCAGAGUGGCAUGCCAUGGUUGCGGAGAAUGUUCUGCUCCUCCUGGACCCAGCCGUGCUUGCUGAUUCCAAACAAGCGACCAAACCUCGCCCCCCUAAACGUUGGGACGUGCCGCCUGAGUGGACUCUGCCGGGAGCAGCCCCCCUUGCUUCGACUGGGGAGCGUGUGACAAGAACCGUCGCAGCUCCACCGCCUGCCGUUUUGCCACCCUACGGCCCACAGUCUAUGCCGAUUCGACUGGCAUCCGCUUACGCCCUGUGGCUUCAAGACGUCACUAGGUUCCUCUGGCUCUCCUCGGAAGUGAAGAACGCGAAGUACAAGGCUCCUGUUCAUGACUGGCUGGCGCGGUUCAGCUACCCCUUCCGCUCUGGGGAGAAGGUCGGCUUCAAUGCCAUGCACAACGUCCAGUGGCAGGAGGACCAAAGCCUCGUCUACACAUCCUUCGCCAAGCCAGACCCGAAGGAUCAGAAGGAGCAGACCGAGGAGGCUGGCUCUACUGGUGAUGCGCAGGGUGAACGCAGCAGGAGUGAAGCCCAUGAGCUCCGCCUGAAGGCCAAAGAGGAGGCGCUGGCAAAGAGGGAAGCCGACAUUUCCCAACGUGAGGCUGAGCUGGAGCGCUCCUGGCGCGACGUCGAGGCCUUGCAGAGCUCCUACCAGCAGCUCAGGGCCCAGGCGCAGGAGCUGGUACAGCAGAUCGGCGCUCAGUCGGAGGCGGCGCUCCGCGUGGCCGCGCUCCGCCUGGCUCCCAUGCAGCAGGUGGCCCAAAGGCCGUUUCAGCCUUGGAAGUCUCCUGUGGCGGCCCUGGAGUCCGGGGAAGCGGACCCAGCAUUGCACUUUGACACCGGGCAUCCCAAGUGGUCCGGCGUGGAGGUGCUGACGUGCGUGAGUGGUGGGCGAUUUGUGAAGGUGAUGGACUUCCCCGUUUUUCACAUCUUCCGUGCAUCCACGCCUUUGCCUGUUCACAACGUUUGUGAGAAUCACGAGUGGGACGGCAUGCACAUGCGUCUCCGUUUUUAUCAAGAAUUUCUGGAAGAGUACCUUGCGUCGUCCGCUGGUGGUCGGCAGCGCCUCUUUAUCGUCUCUGACGGCAUGGAUGUCAUCUUCAACGAUCUGAGACAACUUAUUGAUGCAGAUCCCAAUUUGAAGGACAUUCGGCCGGUGGAGGCUGUUGCUCAGAUCAUCAUCCAGCGCUACGAG
This is a messenger RNA of Symbiodinium sp. CCMP2456, 2445 nucleotides long. The record is from the annotation of a GenBank genome assembly. NCBI's taxonomy places the organism in Eukaryota, Dinophyceae, Suessiales, Symbiodiniaceae.